AUGUCGGGAUUUUUGGAAAACGCAUACAGUCUCGUCCACCAGGACAAUGCGGCCGAUGUGCCCACUGUCUCUGAUCUGCGAAUGCAGCUGGAAAAGGGCACGGACGAGAGCAAGGUCGACACAAUGAAGCGCAUCUUGACAAUCAUGCUCAAUGGCGACUCUAUGCCGACACUCCUUAUGCACAUUAUUCGAUUCGUCAUGCCCUCCAAGUACAAGCCCCUCAAGAAACUUUUGUACUUCUACUAUGAAAUCUGUCCCAAGCUGGACGCUUCUGGCAAACUGAAGCAAGAAAUGAUCCUUGUCUGCAACGGCAUUCGCAAUGACCUGCAGCACGCAAACGAGUAUAUUCGAGGCAACACUUUACGAUUCCUUUGCAAGCUGCGCGAGCCUGAACUCAUUGAGCCCCUCCUCUCGUCUGCCCGAUCCUGCCUUGAGCACCGCCACGCGUAUGUUCGCAAGAACGCUGUUUUCGCCGUCUCCUCGAUAUACUUGCAUUCGCCCAGCCUCAUUCCCGAUGCCGCAGAUCUCAUCUCUGCUUUCCUCAGUGGUGAAACAGACGCCACCUGCAAGCGCAACGCCUUUGCUGCGCUCUCCAGCAUUGAUCACGAGGCUGCGCUGGUGUACCUCAGCUCUGUCUUUGACGGCAUCCCGAACGCCGACGAUUUGUUGCAGCUCGUUGAGCUUGAAUUUAUUCGCAAGGAUGCUGUUCAGAACACUCAGAAUAAAGCUCGCUACCUUCGACUUAUAUUCGACCUACUCGAAGCUAAUGCCUCUACUGUUGUCUACGAAGCGGCAUCCUCUCUGACUGCCCUUACAAAUAACCCUGUUGCUGUCAAAGCUGCUGCUGCGAAAUUCAUCGAGCUAAGCAUCAAGGAGGCUGAUAACAAUGUCAAGCUCAUCGUCCUCAACCGUGUUGAUCAGCUGCGCAAGAAGAACGAAGGAAUCAUUGAUGACCUUGUGAUGGAGAUUCUUCGAGUACUCUCCAGCACAGAUAUUGAUGUGCGCAAAAAGGCCCUCGAGAUUGCCCUGGAGAUGGUCUCGAGCAAGAAUGUCGAGGAAGUUGUCCUGCUGCUCAAGAAGGAACUGUCCAAGACUGUCGACCAAGAGUACGAAAAGAACGCCGAAUACCGAUCUCUUCUCAUUCACUCCAUCCACCAGUGUGCCAUCAAGUUCUCCGAGGUUGCCGCCAGCGUUGUUGAGUUACUCAUGGAUUUCGUCACUGAUUUUAAUAAUGCGUCUGCCGUCGAUGUCAUCAACUUCGUCAAGGAGGUGGUCGAAAAGUUCCCUGCGCUGCGCACUAUAAUCGUCGAGAGACUCGUUUCGACACUGAGUGAGGUCCGUGCCGGCAGGGUCUAUAGAGGUAUCCUAUGGAUCAUUGGCGAGUACUCGCUGGAAGAGAAGGACAUCCGUGAUGCAUGGCGCCGCAUCCGCGCCAGCCUUGGCGAGAUCCCAAUUCUGGCUUCCGAGCAGCGCUUGCUGGAGGAGCAAGAUGGUGACGAAAAAGAGCUGCAGCAGCCGAAUGGCGAGUCGAAGCCGGCGGCACCUACUGGAUCCCGUAAAAUCCUUGCGGACGGAACAUAUGCUACCGAAACUGCCCUCACCAGCCAGUCUUCUGCAGCUGCGAAACUCGAAGUCGUCAAGGCCACGCAGAAGCCGCCGUUACGUCAGCUCAUUCUGGAUGGCGACUACUACUUAGCCACAGUACUUUCAUCCGCCCUUGUCAAGCUUGUCAUGCGCCACUCGGAGACUUCCUCUGACAAAUCCCGCACAAACGCCCUGCGCGCCGAGGCGAUGCUCAUCAUGAUUUCUAUUCUUCGGGUUGGCCAGUCACAAUUUGUCAAGGCCCCAAUCGAUGAAGACUCUGUCGAUCGUAUCAUGUCUUGCGUAAGAUCGCUGGCCGAAUUCUCCGAGAAGAAGGACCUGGAAGCUGUCUGGCUCGACGACACCAGAAAAGCCUUUAAAGCCAUGGUUCUGGUUGAGGAGAGAAAGCGUGCAGCCAAAGAAGCGCACGAAAAGGCUAAGUCUGCUGUUCAAGUCGAUGAUGUUAUCCAAAUUCGCCAGCUAGCCAAGAAAAAUGCCAGCGAUGGCCUUGAUGAGAUCGAAGUUGACCUAGAGCGCGCUACCGGUGGCGACAGUACGGCGGAAGACUUGUCGUCAAAGCUCAGUCGCGUGGUACAGCUCACUGGGUUUUCAGAUCCCGUCUAUGCCGAAGCCUACGUCAAGGUUCACCAAUUUGACAUUGUCCUCGAUGUUCUACUGGUCAACCAGACUACAGAAACUCUGCAGAACCUUUCUGUCGAGUUCGCCACUCUAGGCGACCUCAAGGUAGUCGAGCGGCCAACUACUCAGAACCUAGGACCCCACGACUUCCACAACGUCCAAUGUACCAUCAAGGUAUCGUCGACUGAUACUGGCGUCAUUUUUGGCAACGUCGUCUACGAUGGUGCUCACUCAACAGAUACCAACGUAGUCAUUCUCAAUGACCUCCACGUUGACAUUAUGGAUUACAUACAGCCCGCCACCUGCACAGAAACGCAGUUCCGCACAAUGUGGACAGAAUUUGAAUGGGAGAACAAGGUCAACAUCAACUCCAAGGCAAAUACUUUGCGCGAAUUUCUGGACCAGCUGAUGGCAUGCACCAACAUGAGCUGCCUCACCCCUGAGGCGAGCUUGAAGGGCGACUGCCAGUUUUUGAGUGCGAACUUGUACGCCCGCAGUGUAUUUGGGGAGGAUGCCUUGGCCAAUUUGAGUAUCGAACAGGAGGGAGAGGACGGCCCCAUCACGGGAUUCGUGCGUAUAAGAAGCAGGUCGCAGGGCCUGGCACUUAGCCUUGGCUCCCUCAAGGGACUUAACAAGAUUGGCUCAACGUAA
Molecule: messenger RNA, 2871 nt
Organism: Beauveria bassiana ARSEF 2860
Lineage: Eukaryota; Fungi; Ascomycota; Sordariomycetes; Hypocreales; Cordycipitaceae
Product: coatomer beta subunit
Exons: 4
Coding region: 1-2871 (956 amino acids)
Biological process (GO): intra-Golgi vesicle-mediated transport; intracellular protein transport; endoplasmic reticulum to Golgi vesicle-mediated transport
Cellular component (GO): COPI vesicle coat; cytoplasm
Molecular function (GO): structural molecule activity
Source: RefSeq, a predicted model, not a curated record